Molecule: messenger RNA, 426 nt
Organism: Caenorhabditis bovis
Lineage: Eukaryota; Metazoa; Nematoda; Chromadorea; Rhabditida; Rhabditidae
Source: the annotation of a GenBank genome assembly
AUGAGCUGGGAGCAAUAUCCAAUGUACAUGCACCAAUGCCAAGCCAACUUCAUCUAUUCGCAAUCUGCAAUGUCAGCAUCGACAAUGAACACACCGCUCCAAAGCCCUCAUUACACCAUUGACAGUCCAAGAUACCAGGAAUCAUUAAGUAGUGGUGGCGGAAAGGAAAACAAGAAGACGUGCAGGAGAUACAAGACACCAUCGCCACAGCUUCUUCGGAUGAGACGAAGUGCUGCAAAUGAACGCGAAAGGAAAAGAAUGAAUACACUCAAUGUUGCCUAUGAUAAGCUUCGUAUGGUACUACCUGAUCUUGAUUCCGGAAAGAAGUUAUCCAAAUUCGAAACACUUCAAAUGGCCCAAAAAUAUAUUGAAUGCCUUGCUGAGAUUCUCAAAAAUGACUCGUCAACUCGACCAAAAGAGCAGUAA